ACAGCAUCCGUGACUCAUGUGGGUGCUCCCUCGAUGGAAACAGGGAUGGAAUGGACGAGCAAGUGCAACAUCCUGGAAGGUCAAAAUACUUCAGAUUGAGUUCUUCUGUGGUAGUAUGGCAGCAGCGUUUCUAGAUGGCAAGGAUGCAAACUCUCUUCUCAAACGUUUUCGGCGGGCGAAUGGUUUCUUGGAGGAGUUUCGGCAGGGCAACAUCGAGAGGGAGUGCGCAGAGGAGAGCUGCAGCUUUGAGGAGGCCAAUGAAGUAUUUGAAAACAAGGAGCAAACGAUGGAGUUCUGGAAAAACCGCAGCAUCUACACAGUGAACAGCAAUGCUGAUUCGAACUCAGAGCGGCUGGAGUUUGGGAACAUGGUGGUGCCCCUGGUGGGCGUGGCUGUCAUCAUCAUUGCGCUCUUCAUCAUCUGGCGGCUGUCCAUCACUCGCUGGCGUCUGGCCUACACCCAGAACCGCUAUCUGGCCAACCGGAACACCCGCAGCCUUCCGCGCAUUCUGGUGCACCGUGACCCACUCUCGCAUUCAGAGAACUUCCACGCCAAUGACAGGCUCAGUGUGGUGGUCAGCGGCACCGAGCGGAGCGGGUCUUCCCUCGCCACCCAAGACGCCCGCCAUCACACCGGCCACUCACAGAACAAUCGCUCGCUAUACGUACAAGAUCCAUCUUUAUCCGUGGCCUCCCACUUGUCUGGGGCGACCCCGCCACCAUCCUACGAGGAAGUCACUGGGCAUCUAGAGAGCAGCAGCGAUGAGACGACAGUUCCGUACAAUGAUCCUCCACCAAAAUAUGAGGAGAUUGUGCUAGAAAAGUGAGUGUUUUAAUUUACUAGGAUAUAAAUAUAGAGAGUUGGUGGUUUAUGCACUGGUAAAUGUGGUUGAAGAGAAAGAUGUAGAAGUAUUAAUGAAGAAGAGAUAAAUUAUAUUCCUCAACGACAGUUGCCAAGUUCAAAAUCCUAUCAAGCAUUAGGCUUCAGAACCUACUAUAAAACAAAGGGUUGUUUAUGGGACAAAACAAGAUGGUGUGCCAAAUCUGAUUGGUGUAUUGUAAGAGUUUGCAUAUUGUCCUUUUCCUGUGAUUUUAUUUAUCUUUGAUGGUCAUUUUACACUGCACUGAAAGAUGCCAACUAUCACAAUCAAUCGCCUGAUGUGAGUGCUCAUUCCAUAACUCAAUUUGCAAAAACUAACGCCAAUACAUAUCGAUAAGACCUAAUUAUCUGAGAAGACCCGAUUCAAUGUUUCUUGCCAUUUAUCGGUGUGUGUAAAUGGGAAUUGGCGCUACACACAGUAAGCCCUGUGAAAUCAUAUACCAGAAGUAUCUCUGAUGCACCAGUAUAGAAAUUUAGAAAUGUUGAGUGAAAACCAAUAACUCUUGAAACCUGGAAGCCGAUAUAUAAUUGA
Danio aesculapii is the source of this 1411-nucleotide messenger RNA. It is a transcript of the gene prrg3, whose product is annotated as transmembrane gamma-carboxyglutamic acid protein 3. Bases 17 to 826 code for a protein of 269 amino acids. NCBI's taxonomy places the organism in Eukaryota, Metazoa, Chordata, Actinopteri, Cypriniformes, Danionidae. Gene Ontology annotation, cellular component: extracellular region. The record is from RefSeq and is a predicted model, not a curated record. Gene Ontology annotation, molecular function: calcium ion binding. The transcript has 4 exons.